UCAGGAGUCAGAACAGUCACACAAGGAACAAAGAGGGACAACAUUAUGCUUUAAAUUGCAUUUACAAACAACUUUUUUUUUAAUUAAUUCUCGUAUAAUGUUACUUAUAAAAUAAUAUUUAUGAAGAUAAAACAAGUUUUGAGUGGUAACCCUUUUAAUGCAUAAACUAUGAACAGUGAGUACGGAUAAGGGAGCAGCGAACCGCCGUUCCUGGAAGUUAGUGGCCAUUAUGACUAAACGUUCUGGGACAACAAUCCGCGCUCCCUAUAACAUGGCGGCGGGCGUUGUAUAGCAGCAUGCAGAGGGCAACAGGUUGGCCAGUACAGUCCCUGUAUUGUGCCAUGGCAGUACAGGUAAUUCCACACCCUCGGCACACAAGCGCCGUUCACUUCCGGGAUGGUGGCAGGAGGUGAGGCACUUCCGGUUGCGAGCUCCGUGGCCGGAUGACGUGGCUGAGCUGCCGCUGAGGAAGCGGCGGGUGUUGGAGCAGGGGCAGUGACAGGAGCAGGCGGUAGGAGGAAGAGGCAGGAGGAGGGAUUACCGAAGCCAUAGCCGCUGUGCGAGAGCCGAGCCGCCUGCUUAGGAUGAGGCCGCAGAGGCUGCUGCUGCUGUGCCUGUACGUGCUGUACGCCCGGGCGGAUGAACAUGAGCACACGUAUGAUGACAAAGAAGAGGUUGUUUUAUGGAUGAAUACAGUAGGACCUUAUCACAAUCGGCAAGAGACAUACAAAUAUUUUUCAUUGCCUUUCUGUGUUGGAUCAAAGAAGAGCAUUAGCCACUACCAUGAAACCUUAGGAGAAGCCCUGCAAGGGGUGGAGCUAGAAUUUAGUGGCUUAGAUAUUAAAUUUAAGGAUGAUGUCAUGCAAACUUCUUAUUGUGAAAUCGACUUGACUAAAGGCAAGAAAGAUGCUUUUGUUUAUGCCAUCAAGAAUCACUAUUGGUAUCAAAUGUACAUUGAUGACUUACCAAUAUGGGGUAUUGUAGGUGAAGCUGAUGAAAAUGGAGAGGAUUACUAUCUUUGGACUUACAAAAAGCUUGAAAUAGGUUACAAUGGAAACCGCAUUGUGGAUGUGAACCUUACCAGUGAAGGCAAAGUAAAGCUGGUCCCCAACACUAAAGUUCAGAUGUCCUACUCUGUUAAAUGGAAAAAGUCAGACGUCCGAUUUGAAGAUCGCUUUGACAAAUACCUCGAUCCUUCAUUUUUUCAGCACAGGAUUCAUUGGUUUUCAAUUUUCAAUUCAUUCAUGAUGGUUAUUUUCCUGGUUGGAUUGGUGUCCAUGAUUCUCAUGCGAACUUUAAGAAAGGAUUAUGCUCGAUACAGUAAAGAGGAGGAAAUGGAUGACAUGGACCGAGAUUUGGGCGAUGAGUAUGGGUGGAAGCAAGUCCACGGAGAUGUAUUCCGGCCAUCAAGUCACCCUCUUAUGUUUUCAUCUCUAAUUGGAUCUGGGUGUCAGAUAUUUGCUGUCUCUCUUAUUGUAAUUAUUGUUGCCAUGAUUGAGGAUUUGUACACAGAGAGAGGUUCCAUGUUGAGCACUGCAAUUUUUGUCUAUGCUGCAACAUCUCCAGUGAAUGGAUAUUUUGGAGGAAGUCUUUAUGCUAGACAAGGAGGCCGACGAUGGAUAAAGCAGAUGUUCAUUGGAGCUUUUCUAAUCCCAGCAAUGGUUUGCGGAACUGCAUUUUUCAUCAACUUUAUUGCAAUUUACUAUCAUGCAUCAAGGGCAAUUCCAUUUGGGACAAUGGUUGCUGUGUGUUGCAUUUGUUUCUUCGUAAUUCUUCCACUGAACCUGGUUGGGACAAUUCUUGGUCGAAAUUUGGCAGGGCAGCCCAAUUUCCCUUGCCGUGUAAAUGCUGUCCCGCGGCCCAUUCCCGAAAAGAAGUGGUUCAUGGAGCCAGCUGUCAUUGUUUGCUUGGGUGGAAUUCUACCUUUUGGAUCAAUUUUUAUUGAAAUGUAUUUUAUUUUCACCUCCUUCUGGGCUUACAAAAUAUAUUACGUGUAUGGAUUUAUGAUGCUGGUUCUGGUUAUACUCUGCAUUGUGACUGUAUGUGUGACUAUAGUGUGUACAUACUUCCUACUAAAUGCAGAGGACUACAGGUGGCAAUGGACGAGCUUCCUUUCUGCUGCAUCGACUGCUAUCUAUGUUUACAUGUAUUCAUUUUACUACUAUUUUUUCAAAACGAAGAUGUAUGGAUUGUUUCAAACAUCAUUUUACUUUGGAUAUAUGGCAGUAUUUAGCACAGCUUUGGGCAUUAUGUGUGGAGCAAUCGGUUACAUGGGAACAAGUGCCUUUGUUCGGAAAAUUUACACGAAUGUGAAAAUUGACUGAGAAAUCCAUUGGAAAUGGGAACUGUGGAUCAGUUACUACUUUUUUUCUGGGGAUGGGGAGAAAUAUGCACAUUAGUGCCGGAAGAGAUUGGGUUUUAACACUGGGUACUGUGUUGGUCUCCGUUUUGUGGAAGGCUUAAAAUGGCAUCACUUUCAUUGAUCCUAGGUUCUCACUGACUGCUCUUUCCAAUCAUCACAGCAAAUGCUUGGAUUAUACGCAGUAAGCAUUAAUACAGUACAUGGCUAAUCUUCCCAAAAAAACUAGCUCAUUAAAGAUGAAUAGACUAGCUCUCUUCAGUGAAGAGGACAAACAGUUUAUUUAAAGCAUUUGUUCCAUUAAAUAAAAAGAGGGGAAACUUGGCUGCUGAAACUAGUUGAUUAGUAGUCUUCUUGGUACCUUCUCAAUGCUCUAGGAAUGCUGUUCCAGGAAACCUUCUUUUCUCUAAGUUCUGUCGCCACUUUAAAGUUGUAUGUUUAUAUUUUGACUGUGGUUGUCCGUUGGUUUGCAGUGUCAAAUACAUCUGCGCUCUUUUCUUUUAAACCAAUAAAAUGCAUGUAAUAUAACGGCUUUCCAUAUAAUUGGACCAAUUUCCCACGUAUUUAUCUCCGAAAUGGACAAAAAAAAGCAGCAUUUUGCGAAUCCAUCCAAAGAGGGCUGAAAACAGGUGUUCUCGGCACUGCAAUUUACUGUAUAGUUAAAAGGAAACAAUGUCAAACGACUAGAUUCUUGUUUUUAUGACUCCUUUGAGGUGUAGAUUUAAAAAGGAAGCAUUUUAACUGAAUUUCUAUAGUAAUCUUCAUCCUUCCUACGUUUCAAUACUUUGGAAUACGAUUUUUUUUGUUAUUUUUUGUUUGGGUUUAAUGAAGGCUUUCCUUAAAACCUAAUGGGGUAAAUAAGUGUAUAUAACAUUAAAUAAUGUAACUUAGGUUUAGAUCCCAAAUGUAUUUGGUUGUACAGGUUUACUACGAAGUACUUUUUUUUUUUUUUCUGAUGAUUCAUUGUACAAAAUCUGUGGAGUCAGGUGGCUUUUUCCCAUCUUGCCUGCCAUUUGCAUGAAACAUCUGUUCCUUUCCAUGAUGUGUGCGUAUGUCGGAUUUAUUUUUGCUCUCUUUCCUUCUGAAGCUCUUACACAAGGUGACUCAGAUUUGUAAUUUAGGCAUUUUUGUUAAUCCUGUCUGGACACUUGUGUAACAUCUGAAGCGCUGUGGCUUUGGAGUGUUCAGAAAGCUGAAAUAAAAUUUUCAGACAAACCCUUUCUUGACCAUUUUUUUUAAAAAAAUUCUUUUGUAAAAGACUCUGGGGUUGGUCUACUUCUGUUUGUGGCCUCUGCGUAAAGGAAAGGAAUCAGAUCAUGGAUCUUAUAGCUCAGUGUUGUAGUGGAUUUCAUGAGGUCUGCUUUUUGGAAGGCCUGACUGCAGUAACGGCCCAUUGGGACAUUUAUUUUCCAGAUUAUUUGUGUUUGUCCCUGUCUAAGGGUGAAGAGACACAGAGCUACUUAGUAGCUUCUACAUGUAAUGGCUACUAUAUGCCAGAAAAUACCCUGCCAUAUACAAUACUGAGAAUUGCCUCUACUAAAACACAUGUAGAGACAGAUACCAGUAAAUGAUCAGCUUUGUCUAUUUUAGCCACAACAAGUAGCUGCUAGUAGUAGCUCCGUGUGUCUUCACCCUAACUGCUCAACCAGAUUCAGCUAAAGAACAUGCAUUCGCAUUUUUUUUCAUCACAGAAGGUUACGGUUUCAUAUUUAUUUUCCCUAUUUCAGGCCGUUCCUCUGAUAGCAAUGAAAUAAAGGGUACGCUCAACAAAUGACAACAUUAUUGUGCUCCUAUUUAACCUCUCGCUAAUCAUUUAUUUCUGUACAGUUAAAAGAAAUCUCCUUAACACUGACAAUUUUGACCUAUUUGAAUGUAUCCGUCCAUACAUGAGUUGAUUUCUAAUUAUGCUUAUCUACAGAAAUAAACCUGAGAUAAGGGAUGUGAUUGAA
Xenopus tropicalis (tropical clawed frog) is the source of this 4308-nucleotide messenger RNA. It is a transcript of the gene tm9sf3, whose product is annotated as transmembrane 9 superfamily member 3. NCBI's taxonomy places the organism in Eukaryota, Metazoa, Chordata, Amphibia, Anura, Pipidae. The record is from RefSeq and is a predicted model, not a curated record. Bases 585 to 2324 code for a protein of 579 amino acids. The transcript has 15 exons. Gene Ontology annotation, cellular component: membrane.